This is a messenger RNA of Ascochyta rabiei, 990 nucleotides long. Its product is annotated as oligosaccharyl transferase subunit ost3/OST6. The record is from RefSeq and is a predicted model, not a curated record. NCBI's taxonomy places the organism in Eukaryota, Fungi, Ascomycota, Dothideomycetes, Pleosporales, Didymellaceae. The transcript is spliced from 3 exons. Bases 1 to 990 code for a protein of 329 amino acids. Gene Ontology annotation, cellular component: oligosaccharyltransferase complex.
AUGCGGUGGUUCCAGGUUCUCACGGCCUCGUUGCUGCCCUUUACAGCUCUUGCAGCUAAGAAGACGGGCGACAAGUACACGGACGCCCGCGCCAAAUCCCUCGAGAUCGGACGUCCGCUCAAGCUUGAUGACGGCGGUUACGCAUCGUUGACCAAGGGCCAGAGGGACUUCUCGGUCGCCGUACUCCUGACUGCUCUGGAGACACGAUUUGCCUGCGUGCUUUGCAGAGAGUUCCAGCCUGAGUGGGACCUGCUGGGCAAGACCUGGAUCAAGGGCGACAAGGAGGGAAAGACAAGGACGCUCUUUGGAACACUCGACUUUAUAGACGGAAAGAACACCUUCCAGUCGCUCCAACUCAAGACAGCGCCCGUCCUCCUCUUCUUCCCGCCUACCGUCGGCCCCAACGCAAAGGUCGACGCCCAGCCAGUCCGCUACGACUUUACUUCUGGCUCCCAAUCCGCUGAGCAGAUCCACGCCUGGGUCUCCCGCCACCUCCCCGCCGAUGUUCCUAAGCCUAAGAUAUCGCGCCCCAUCAACUGGGUCAAGAUCAUCUCCGUCACCACUGCCGUUCUCGGAGGAAUCACCGUUAUCGCCAUCGCCUCACCCUACAUCCUCCCUCUCCUGCAGAACCGCAACCUCUGGGCGGCCUUCUCUCUCAUCACCGUCCUGCUCUUCACGUCUGGCCACAUGUUCAACCACAUUCGCAAGACGCCCUACGUCCAGGGCAACGGCAAGGGCGGUAUCAGCUACUUUGCCGGUGGGUUCAGCAACCAGUUCGGCCUCGAGUCGCAGAUCGUUGCUGCCAUCUACGGUGUUUUGGCGUUUGCGACAAUAUCGCUCGCGAUCAAGGUGCCCAGGAUUGCCGACUCGAGAACUCAGCAGUUUGCUGUCUUCUUGUGGAGUGGUGUGUUGCUCUGCAUGUACAGCUUCCUGCUUAGCGUGUUCAGGCAGAAGAACGGCGGGUACCAAUUCUGGCUGCCUCCUUUCUAG